This is a messenger RNA of Fusarium odoratissimum NRRL 54006, 465 nucleotides long. Its product is annotated as oxidoreductase. Gene Ontology annotation, cellular component: cytoplasm; nucleus. The coding region runs from base 1 to 465 and encodes 154 amino acids. Gene Ontology annotation, molecular function: protein tyrosine phosphatase activity. Lineage: Eukaryota; Fungi; Ascomycota; Sordariomycetes; Hypocreales; Nectriaceae. The transcript has 3 exons. The record is from RefSeq and is a predicted model, not a curated record.
AUGGCCUCUACCGAUGCCGCCACGCCUUGGCACGCCGCCUACCCUCCUCCGCUCAACAAGACCCCCGCUGCCAUGACACGCCAGGCGGUCUUAGAGAUGAUGAAGGACAGCAAGAACAUCGCCGGCAAGGAUUACGUUCUCAUUGAUCUCCGCCGUGCAGAUCGCGAGGGCGGUACCAUUCGCGGAUCCAUCAAUCUGCCGGCACAGAGCCUCUACCCGAUGAUAGAAACCCUAUACACCAUGUUCAAAUCGGCAGGGGUUCAAAAGAUCAUCUGGUAUUGCUCAUCCUCUCGCGGCCGGGGCACGCGCGCCGCUGGGUGGUUCCAGGAUCGUAUCGACAAGCAAGGAGAUAGCCAUAUGGAGAGCGCGAUUCUGUUUGAAGGCAUUACCGGUUGGGCCAAAGCCGGUGGCGAGUUCGUUGAGUGGAUGGAUGAGUACGACUCGACUGUCUGGAAUAGCAAAUAG